AUGUGGGUCGCCCUGAGAUUAGCUCUGCGGCCGUCGACCCGUGCCGCCGUCCCCGGGCUCCGCGCAUAUCACGGGGACGCGGUGGCCACGCUGGGGACCCAGCAGGACUCGGGCUCCGCUGUAUACCAGGAAAAUUAUGAACAGAUGAAAGCACUAGUAAAUCAGCUCCAUGAACGAGCACAGCACAUAAGACUAGGAGGUGGUGAGAAAGCCCGAACCCUUCACAUAUCAAGAGGAAAGCUGUUACCUAGAGAAAGGAUUGACAGACUUAUAGACCCGGGGUCCCCAUUUCUGGAAUUAUCCCAGUUUGCAGGUUACCAGUUAUACGGUAAUGAGGAAGUGCCAGCAGGUGGCAUCAUUACAGGCAUUGGCAGAGUGUCAGGAGUAGAAUGCAUGAUUAUUGCCAAUGAUGCCACUGUUAAAGGAGGUACCUACUACCCAGUGACAGUGAAAAAGCAUUUACGGGCCCAAGAAAUUGCACUGCAAAACAGACUCCCUUGCAUCUACUUGGUUGAUUCAGGAGGAGCAAAUUUACCCCGGCAAGCAGACGUGUUUCCAGAUAGAGAUCAUUUUGGUCGCAUAUUCUAUCAUCAGGCAAUUAUGUCUUCUAAAAAUAUUGCGCAGAUAGCCGUGGUCAUGGGCUCGUGUACGGCAGGAGGUGCCUACGUGCCUGCCAUGGCUGAUGAAAACAUCAUUGUACGCAAGCAGGGCACCAUUUUCUUGGCAGGACCUCCCUUGGUUAAAGCAGCAACUGGAGAAGAAGUAUCAGCUGAGGAUCUUGGAGGUGCUGAUCUACAUUGCAGAAAGUCUGGAGUGAGUGACUACUAUGCUCUGGAUGAUAUUCAUGCUCUUCACUUAACAAGGAAGAUUGUGAGGAAUCUAAAUUACCAGAAGAAAUUAGAUGUUACAGUUGAACCUUCUGAAGACCCUUUAUUUCCUGCUGAUGAAUUAUAUGGAAUAGUCGGUGCUAACCUCAAGAGGAACUUUGAUGUUCGAGAGGUCAUUGCUAGAAUCGUGGAUGGAAGCAGAUUCAAUGAGUUCAAAGCCUUGUAUGGGGACACAUUAGUCACAGGAUUUGCUAGAAUAUUUGGAUACCCAGUUGGUAUCAUUGGAAACAAUGGAGUUCUGUUUUCUGAAUCUGCAAAAAAGGGAGCUCACUUCGUCCAGUUGUGCUGCCAAAGAAAUAUUCCUCUGCUAUUCCUUCAAAACAUUACUGGAUUCAUGGUUGGUAAAGAUUAUGAAGCUGAAGGAAUUGCCAAAGAUGGUGCCAAGAUGGUGGCUGCUGUAGCCUGUGCCAAGGUGCCCAAGUUAACUGUUAUCAUCGGUGGCUCCUAUGGGGCUGGAAACUAUGGGAUGUGUGGCAGAGCGUAUAGUCCAAGAUUUCUUUACAUGUGGCCAAAUGCUCGUAUCUCAGUGAUGGGUGGAGAGCAGGCAGCUAAUGUGUUAGCAACAGUAGCAAAGGACCAGAAAGCUCGGGAAGGGAAACAGUUCUCCAGUGCUGAGGAAACAGCUUUAAAAGAACCCAUCAUUAAGAGGUUUGAAGAGGAAGGAAACCCAUACUAUUCCAGCGCAAGGCUAUGGGAUGAUGGAAUUAUUGAUCCAGCAGAUACCAGACUGGUCCUGGGCCUCAGUCUUAGUGCAGCCCUGAAUGCUCCAAUCCAGAAGACUGACUUUGGCACUUUUAGGAUGUAACUGGAAUGAUGAAUUUUCCAUUGGAAGUAUAUUAAAAGCACAUUGU
Elephantulus edwardii (Cape elephant shrew) is the source of this 1738-nucleotide messenger RNA. It is a transcript of the gene MCCC2, whose product is annotated as methylcrotonoyl-CoA carboxylase 2 (beta). Gene Ontology annotation, molecular function: methylcrotonoyl-CoA carboxylase activity. Gene Ontology annotation, cellular component: mitochondrion; methylcrotonoyl-CoA carboxylase complex. Bases 1 to 1692 code for a protein of 563 amino acids. The transcript is spliced from 17 exons. Lineage: Eukaryota; Metazoa; Chordata; Mammalia; Macroscelidea; Macroscelididae. Gene Ontology annotation, biological process: L-leucine catabolic process. The record is from RefSeq and is a predicted model, not a curated record.